Messenger RNA from Morus notabilis, 2709 nucleotides. Its product is annotated as NADPH-dependent diflavin oxidoreductase 1. Gene Ontology annotation, cellular component: cytosol. Gene Ontology annotation, molecular function: FMN binding; NADPH-hemoprotein reductase activity; flavin adenine dinucleotide binding. The record is from RefSeq and is a predicted model, not a curated record. The transcript is spliced from 12 exons. Bases 440 to 2326 code for a protein of 628 amino acids. Lineage: Eukaryota; Viridiplantae; Streptophyta; Magnoliopsida; Rosales; Moraceae.
UUUUGGUGGGUCAAAUUUAAGAUUAACCCUAAUACAAGGAUCUCCAACUAGAAGUUGCGUGUCGUCCCCGCAGCAGUUCUACGCCGGCUGUCCGUUGGUGGUCUCCUAGAACGGCUCCUUACUCGUCUGCGCCGGCAGUGAGUCAAUCAAGAUCGUCGAUUUCUUCAACGCCGCCAUUCGCUCCACCAUCGACGGCGGAGACCUUCGUGCUCAGCCCUGACGACAAGUUUCUCUUCUCGUCCGUCUACAGUCGCCAGAUUAGGGUUUGGGAUCUCUUCUCCUUCAAUUGCAUUAGGUCGUCGAAGGCAACAGAGGCUACCAAAAUGAUUUUUUUUUCCCUUAUCACAGAAUUUUAAUUCUCUAAAAUCUCAGUUACAAAGCUAAUUCAAUUGGUCUCUACCUACCAUUGCCUUUGGUUUCUUCGUUAAUUGCAGAGGCCAUGGAAGAGAGACCUAAGCUACUGAUUCUGUAUGCGACACAGACGGGAAAUGCGUUGGACGCGGCUGAGCAGGUGGCACGUGAAGCCGACCGCCGAGGCUGCUCCGUCAAGCUUCUUUCUGUAGACGAAUACGACGCCGUUUCCUUGCCACAUGAGAGCGCGGUGGUGUUUGUUGUUUCAACGACUGGCCAGGGAGAUACUCCGGAUUCCAUGAAGGGAUUUUGGAAGAUCCUUUUGCAGAGAAAUCUGGUUCAGAAUUGGCUAGAAGGAGUUCAUUAUGCUGUUUUUGGUUUGGGUGAUUCUGGUUACCAGAAAUACAAUUUCGUUGCAAAGAAGCUUGACAGGAGACUUUCAGAUCUUGGGGCAGUGGCCAUUGUUGAAAGAGGUUUGGGAGAUGAUCAGCACCCAUCAGGGUACGAGGCUGCUCUAGAUCCAUGGAUGACAUCUUUGUGGGACAUGUUGAAUAAGAUCAACCCUAAAUUCUUCUCAAAUGGUCCAGAUUAUAUUAUUCCAUCUAAGCAGUCUAUUGGUCAACCAAAAUUUCAUAUCACAUAUCAUGUCAUGGCCAAGACAAAUUCACAAUUUUCAUGUAAUUUAGUUUCAGAUUUAAAAUGUACUGAGAUGCAAAUUGCAACAGCUCGGAGUAUGUCUGCUGCAAAAUUUUCUCGUGACAGGAAUAGGCCAGACUGCUUUCUUAAAUUGGUAAAAAAUCAACCACUAACUAAAGAAGAUUAUGGAAGAGAUGUGCGCCACUUUGAAUUCGAAUUUGUUUCAUCUGUUGUUGAAUAUGAAGUUGGAGACAACGUUGAAGUUCUCCCUGGUCAGGAUCCAGCUUUAGUGGAUGCUUUCAUACAACGUUGCAAUUUGGAUCCUGAAGCUUUUAUAACUGUUCAUCUUGUGGAGAGGGAGAAUGACCUUGAUGCUCAUGCAAAUGCCACAGCAGUACCUGUAAAAUUAAAAUCUUUUGUCAGCAUGACAAUGGAUGUUGCAUCAGCUUCACCUCGGCGCUAUUUCUUCGAGGUCAUGAGUUAUUUUGCUACAGCUACUCAUGAAAAGGAAAGACUGCAUUAUUUUGCUUCACCUGAAGGAAGAGAUGACCUAUACCAAUACAAUCAGAAAGAACGGAGGACUGUUCUGGAGGUAUUAGAAGAUUUCCCUUCCGUUCAAAUGCCGCUUGAAUGGCUGGUGCAGUUGGUCCCUCCUUUGAAAGCAAGAGCUUUUUCAAUAUCUUCCUCCCCAGCAGCUCAUCCGAACCAAGUGCACUUAACUGUAAACGUGGUGUCAUGGACUACAUCGUUUAAAAGGAAACGUUCAGGUCUCUGCUCAACGUGGUUAAGCAAGCUUGAUCCUAAACAAUGCAUCUAUAUUCCAGCUUGGUUCAAUAAAGGUUCCCUUCCUCCUCCACCACCUUCACUUCCUCUCAUUCUCGUUGGGCCUGGAACCGGUUGCGCGCCAUUUCACGGAUUUGUGGAGGAGAGAGCCAUCCAAAGCAGAACUCAUGAAACUGCACCAGUUAUAUUUUUCUUUGGCUGCCAAAAUGAGGAAAAUGACUAUUUGUACAGAGAUUUUUGGUUGUCCCACACCCAAAAUGGCGGGGUGCUUUCUGAAACAAAGGGUGGCGGCUUUUUCGUUGCCUUCUCGAGAGAUCAGCCACAGAAGGUUUAUGUGCAGCACAAGAUGCGCGAACACAGCCAUAUGGUCUGGAGCUUACUGAGUGAGGGGGCUGCUGUGUAUGUUGCAGGCUCUUCCACUAAAAUGCCCUCGGAUGUGUUGUCGGCCUUUGAAGAAAUUAUCUCCAAAGAAAGCGGGCUUCCAAAAGAAUCUGCUGUGAGAUGGCUUAGGGCACUUGAAAGGGCUGGCAAGUACCACGUAGAAGCUUGGUCUUGACAUUUGCUGGAAAUAUUUAUGAUUUUUGCCAAUUGCCAAUAAGAGAGCAAGAAAGCCUAGCCAUGCAGUUAAAGGUACUCAAGAUAGAGUUCACCAAUUAAAUUCGAUAAUAAUUUUGGUUACAGUUGGUUUCGGUUGGAGAUUAGUAAUAUGAGCUUACUGCCAGGCGUAGAGUGAAUAGCCCCAUGAUGUUUAAAUUGCGAACGUUUUGUUUCAAGAGGAAAACGAGCCUUUUUAUACAGAACCAAAAUGAUAUCCCAAUUUUGCUUACACUAUUUGGUAUCCGCAUUCCUAUAUUUUUUUUAUUUCUUAAGCAAAGGUUUUUUUGCUUGUAAGUUGUGACUGUUUGCUUAAAUUAUGGCAAGAAAUGAAAUUAAAAAUAC